This is a messenger RNA of Syngnathus acus (greater pipefish), 1482 nucleotides long. Its product is annotated as putative acidic leucine-rich nuclear phosphoprotein 32 family member C. The record is from RefSeq and is a predicted model, not a curated record. NCBI's taxonomy places the organism in Eukaryota, Metazoa, Chordata, Actinopteri, Syngnathiformes, Syngnathidae. Gene Ontology annotation, biological process: regulation of apoptotic process. The transcript has 7 exons. Gene Ontology annotation, molecular function: histone binding. Bases 105 to 866 code for a protein of 253 amino acids. Gene Ontology annotation, cellular component: nucleus.
CGAAAAAUACUUCACACUCAUUCGGCGUGUUUUGGACCAGUGAAGAUCGCGGAGAAACAACUUCGUCGAGCCAAACAUCCGAACUGUGGCCAAAACCGGAGGAAAUGGACUUAAAGGAAAAGGUUUCGUUGGUGCUGGGCCAACGGUCGCCGAAAGACGUCCGUGAGCUGGUUCUGGACAACAGUCGUGCCGUUGAUGGGAGAAUUGAAGGUAUCACAGAGGAGUUCUGCAACCUGGAGACGCUGAGCCUCAUCAACGUCCGCCUGACCACUUUAGAAGAUAUGCCUAAACUGGACAAACUGAAGAAGUUGGAGCUCUGCGAUAACAGGAUAUCAGGAGGUCUAGAGGUUCUGGCUGAGCGUCUGAAGAACUUGAAGUAUCUUUAUCUCAGUGGCAACAAAGUUAAAGACAUCAGCACUUUGGAGCCGCUGAAAAAUUUGCCUCAGCUAAAGAGUCUGGACCUCUUCAACUGCGAGGUGACCAACCUGACUGACUACAGAGAGUCCAUCUUCAAGCUGCUCCCCAACCUCACCUACCUGGACGGCUUCGACAUCGACAACUGCGAGGGCUCCGACUCGGACGGCGAGGUGGACGGAGCAGAAGAUGAUGACAAAGCUCGUCUCUCUUUUUUUGAGGACGUCGAGUAUGCAGAGUACGAUGACGAAGAUGAUAACAGCGAUGAUGAGGACGGACACAUAAACAGAGAUGAAUGCAGUGACGACUGUGUAGACGACGAAGAGGACGAUGAAGACGAGGAUGAUGACGGCUCAUCUCCAGCCAAAGGAGAGAAGAGGAAGUGGGACCCCGAAGACGACGACGAAGAUGACGACAAAGACGACGACAAAGACGACGACAAAGACGAUUAAGUCCCAAUUGACCUCUCGCUCAUGCCACGUCCCGGGCUGCAUUCCAUUUCUCCAACUGGCACCCUCCCAUUGACUCCACGUCACUCUUUUGUGUUUGUGUUGUUGUUGCUGUUUUAUAACUGGCACCGAAAGUUAAUUUGAUUUUAAAAGUUUGACAAGACGUUAUUCAGUUUUGCGUCAAUGAUGUCGCUGAUUUCAUCCCAAACUUUCUCAGGAUUUAAAGCCCCUACUCUGCCGGCUUCAUCUGAAACACACAACUAAAACGUCGUUGAGCGUUUUUUUUAAAUGCGUCUCAAGAAGGUGGAAAUGUCUUUGUCAACGAUUGUUAGAUUUUUUACAUUUAGUUAAGGUAAAUAUGCAAUGCCAGAGGAGGUCAUUGCAUCCAAAUGUCCCCCAAUGAAUCAAUUGAUGUCAUCAACCCCUCCGAGUGCUCAGGGCAAACUGUGGCGUGUCUUUAGUUUUUUUUUUUUCCCCCCCAUCUUAACUGUUUUUAUUCUUCCCCUAAGAAAUGUUGAUUGUCCACAGAAAAGCAUUUUACCCUCCCAUCCCUAUCCUCUUUGCUUUCACACUUUUUUUUUUUUUACUUUCUGUAAGUUAAAGGAAAUACUACAAAAAA